Molecule: messenger RNA, 996 nt
Organism: Pocillopora verrucosa
Lineage: Eukaryota; Metazoa; Cnidaria; Anthozoa; Scleractinia; Pocilloporidae
Product: transmembrane ascorbate-dependent reductase CYB561
Molecular function (GO): oxidoreductase activity
Source: RefSeq, a predicted model, not a curated record
CCUACUUCCGCUGAAUGAAAACUGAAAAGAAUCGACAACACUCAAAUACGGUUAGAAUUACCGAAUUUUCCAAAGUGACCCAAACAAACGUGCCCUAACCUAAACUCUAAGCGGCGAAGUGAACAACAUUGUAGUAAGGCUCCAGGUGAUCAACAUCGCACAUCUUCCAUGCGUUCUAUAAUUGUGUUCUCCCUAUCGGUUGGUGCAGUUAUAAUUUUAGGGAUGUUGGCGGUAGCACUGACCGGUACAUGGACAGUGAAAUACCUCGGAGGAUUCGCUUGGGAUGGGACAGCUCGCGAGUCUAACUACCAUCCUCUUUGCAUGGUGAUUAGCAUGGUAUUUCUCUAUAGCGAAGCCAUGAUUGUAUUUAGAGUCUUAAGUCACCAAAACAAAUUCUAUGUAAAGCUGGUUCAUUUUGGUCUUCAGCUAGUGGCGUUUGGAAUCGCAGUCUGGGGUGUUAAGGCUGUGUUUGACUUCCACAACCAUAUGGGCUAUCCUAAUCUCUACAGCGUACAUAGCUGGUGUGGAUUGUCUACCGUCAUCCUCUUCGGUUGUCAGAUUCUGGCUGGUUUUGUGAGCUUUCUUUUCCCCAAGUUGCCUGAUGGUCUUCGUGCAGCUUACCUGAAAGUACAUGUGUUCUUUGGGGUGUUUAUUUUUAUGAUGGCCAUCGGCAGUUGCCUAUUGGGAGUGAAUGAAAAGCUUUCUUUCAACCCCAACUACUCAAAACUACCACCUGUAGGAAAAUUGGGUAAUUCGUUGAGUGUCACACUCAUCCUCCUAGCUGUCACAGUCAUGUUUGUGGUGACAAACUCAGCAUUCAAGAAGGUAAAUACAGUUGAGGAGCGAGUGUCGUUGAUAGAUGAGAAUUUAGCCUCUGCUUGACCCAUGGUGCACUUGGAUGAUACCCAAUGUCUCAAACAAACCAACAAGUUGGCAAAUAGUAUACACCACAUCAAUCAAUCAAUCAAUCCAUCGUUUUAUUUAGUGAUGUAGGUU